UCUGAUGACUUAUUAAGAUCGAGACAAAAAUAGUACUGGCUUUUGUUUGAAUACCUUCCAAGUAUGGAUCGAAAUUGAAAUUCGUUACUAAUGCCAACUCAAGACGUUUGGCGCACGCAACAAAAGGCGGUCUUACUCCGUCACCAAUAUUGAUAAGCUGUUCUAUGAUGAAAAUGAAAUUUUAUUAUUUAGUGACAGGUGAAUGUUCAGAAUGAAUAUUUUAUCCACAAUUUCGUUGUUUUGAAAAAAAUUUCGGUGAAACUCUGCGUUUUAGAAAUCCGAGGUGGAAAUACCCUUGUAUUUUAAAGUAAUUGAAUGGAACUUACUUUUCUGAAAUGAAAAUACUUGACCACUUUUAGUUAUCUGUAAAGAAAAUUUUAAUUUCAUUCCUACCCCACUGGACUGUGAAACAUUUGUUGUUCUCUUAUUUUUUUAUUCCUUGUUCCAGUGUUUUAAGGUACGAAACUGUCGUCCCUCGUCUUUUAUCCAGUUUGUCCUAAAUUUACUAAUGUUGGUUUACAAAGUGUCUUGCUAAAAUAUGUAAAAAUAAAUUUUUCUAUCAGUGUUUCAAAUAUUCAUAUGUUUGUAGUAGGCAUAUUACUUGCAAAGUUUUGACAUGUUUUAGCUUUAAAUAAUAGGAUUUAAACAAAGGUGUUUUGUUCAACAUUUACCCGUAACAAAUGGUUUUUUAAGUAAAAACAAAACUGUAUGAAAAAACUCGAAACCUCAUUAUUCAAGAGGUUCUUAUUAUCUAACGGGUUUGCUAAAAAGUGGAACUCUGCUUGAUGAGCAUUACGCCAAAUUAACUAGUAAAUCUAAUAACCUUCCAAGCCCACUCGAGACGUUAAUAAAACUACAGAAAAUGAGAAAUCGUAGUUUUAUUAGGUACGAUACAGGUAAACUCCAUACAAAAAUCGCUUAGUUUCUACAGCUGUUGUAAUUCAUAUCAUUUUAAACAUAACUGGCCUUGAAGAUAUACUUGUAGAAUGGUCACUUUUGACACUUAUACAAUAAAAUUAAACAAUCAAAGCAAUUAUUAACAGCUAUUUGAUACGUCUAUAACUUAUCCUAAUGUUUUUUUCUUCUACAAGGCCUCACUUGAUAACUAUUUUAAAACGUACAUGAAUUCGCUUGAUGUUAUAAAAACUUAUCCUGUAUUUGAUUUUAGAUUUCACCACAAAAGCUUUGAAGUAUAGUUGGAUUCUUCCUAGGGAACUUUGGGUCUUGUCUUUGCUAACCAGUGUCUGGGUCGGUCAGUAAAACCGUGUUAUGUAAUGCGCGAUCUUUCAAAUGCGGAAAUACAGAGUAUAGCCAAGCUCCAAGCUCAUAUUCGAGGUAUUCUGGCUCGCACAAGGUUCAAGAAAGCUUUACAAAUUUUUCGAAAUAUAGUAUCGGAAUGUGGUGAAUCCGAAGAUAAUUUAAGUCAGUUCCAAUACACGUUUAAUCAUUUUGGGAAGAACAGAACAUGUUCAGUCAACAGCACCAGUACUUCUGAGAAGUUAAAACUUCCUGAGCUGUACGCUCUCAGAAACAAUCUUUUCCUCGAAGCUAUAUGGUUGGAUCAGGCUAUCAACAGUCGUCGUCAUUUUCUGAUGUAUAAACAAGACUUCAAUGCACAUUUCGAUCAAUGAAUGAUGAUUCCUGUGGUGGCAUGUGAACAGAGUUGAUCACGUGUUCGAGGAUUGAGUUUUCGAUCGAUUCCCAUCCCACUUCAGAUAUUCAUGUAAGGUAUUGAAGCAAAGAGGUGAAGAAGAAGAACAACAACAACAACAACAAUCAAAGUAGAAAAGUGUUAGUAGUGUUGAGUAUACAGGAAGUGCUGUACACUAUUAUUAUCUAAUACACGCAAUCAUUUAAAUGGUUUAUUCAAUGCAUACAAUGUAGCAUAUAAAUGUUUAAAACAUUUUGUUUUAUCACAUUUGUUAUAAACAAAAAAAAAAAGAAAAAUAACCGGAUGACAUUCAUUAAUAAUAAUAAUAAUAAUAAUAAUAAUAAUAGAGUUUAUUUAAAAACAAUAUACACAAAUUAAGGUGAACAGUGUGAU
Messenger RNA from Schistosoma haematobium, 2044 nucleotides. RefSeq lists its product as uncharacterized. The transcript has 8 exons. Gene Ontology annotation, molecular function: protein binding. NCBI's taxonomy places the organism in Eukaryota, Metazoa, Platyhelminthes, Trematoda, Strigeidida, Schistosomatidae. The record is from RefSeq and is a predicted model, not a curated record. The coding region runs from base 1275 to 1631 and encodes 118 amino acids.